AUGGCUAGUCCGCCAGUUCUAGCUUUCGAUGCCGAGGGCCGUCCAGUGAAGUUCGAAACCUGGCUAGAUGACCUGCACCUGUUCCUACAGCUCACUGCCAAGGAAGAUAUCUCACUGUACGACCACGCCCUAGGCCAUGCCACUGCCCCUGACUCGUCUGCUGACAGCACUCUGCGUUCUCAGUGGCAGACCCGUGAUGCGCACGCUCGCUUUGCUAUUCGCAACUCCCUGCCGCUAGACGAGCGCGAGCACUUCGGCCAGUGCAAGACUGCUAAGGACCUCUACACCGCUGUAGUUGCCCGCUACUCCUCACCCGCUUCUGCCACGCUAGGCCGCCUCACUCUCCCCUACCUGUUCCCUGACCUAGCCUCCUUUCACACUGUCGCAGACCUCAUCACCCACCUUAAGACUACUGAGGCGAGCAUCGUCGCUGUAGGCACCUCUCGUGGCGACCCCCGCACCCCGUUCUUUGAGGGGUGUUCCCCUUCCCCCCUCCUCCCCUCUGUCGCCUCUGCUGCUGCUGUCGACCUUCUUGGUGCUGAGAAGGUCGGGACCGCGUCUGCUUCGAGCGGGCGCCGCAGGAACAAGGGAGGCAGGGGUGGGGGUGGCGGCGGAGGAGGUGGGGGUGGAGGCGGUGGGAGUGGAGGCGCGGCUGGGGAGACUAGUGGCGGCAGUGGGGGAGGAGACAGCGGCGGUGGGAGUGGUGGUGGAGGCGGCAGCGGAGGCGGAGGUGGUCGUGGCGGCGGCAGGGGUGGAGGUGGCCGGGGCGGCGGCGGUGGGGGUGGUGGUCGUGGAGGCACUGGCGGAGGGCAGAGUCAGCAGCCCGCCCCGACGCUUCAGGCCGCCCGUGAGUGGUAUGCGCAGCGUAGCGUUACCUGCACGUACGUCAUUCGCACAGGUGACCGCAGCGGCCAGCAGUGUGGGAGGCCGCACCCCACGCAGCGCUGCUUCGCGCGCCUUAACGACGCGUGGCGCACUCAGUUUCCUGCUGCCACUGAGCUGCCGCGCUGGGCUGAUCUGGAAAAGAGGGGUGUUGAUAUUUGGGCUUUAGACUUUGAUGCUAUUCUCACUGCCAUGUAUGCGAUGUCUAUUAGUGGAGAGGGUGCUCAGUACUUGCGUGUUCCGCCCGACCCGGGCAUUCAGGCCAGCCCGGCUGCCGCUCUAGAUGCUAGUGCGUCUGCUCCCACAGGUCCUGGUGAGGCUGCAGCCCUAGGUGCUCGUGCGUCCGUGCCCCCUGGUACUGAGUCGACUGCAGCACUGCACACCUUCACACUGGACUCAGGUGCUUCUCGCUCUUUCUUUCGUGACCGCACUGUCCUUGAGCCACUCGCUCGGCCAGUUGCUGUCUCCCUUGCUGACCCCUCUGGGGGUCUGGUCAUUGCGACCUCCUCCACUGUCCUUCCUUGUCCGGCGGUCCCGUCCGGCACGCUGUCAGGUCUCUACCUCCCCUCGUUCUCUACGAACUUGGUGGCAGGUAGUGCACUCCAGGACGGGGGUGUUCACCAGUUCACCCCUGCCUACGAGCGCGUGACACACUGCACGUGUGCUCGGACGGGUCGCCACCUGGCUACCUUCACUCGGGAGCCGGGGUCAGCUGUCCGCCCCCUGCUCGUGUCGCUCUCUGGCGCAUGA
Messenger RNA from Closterium sp. Yama58-4, 1632 nucleotides. The record is from the annotation of a GenBank genome assembly. NCBI's taxonomy places the organism in Eukaryota, Viridiplantae, Streptophyta, Zygnematophyceae, Desmidiales, Closteriaceae.